UGCAGCAGCUGCUGAUUUCGAGCUGUCAAAGUAGCCCAGAACUGUCAACAACAACACAUAAAUUCAGCAGCCUUAGCCAUGCUUUCCUCUGGUGCAAUGGAGUGGCUAUGGAGUGGCCUGCCCACCCAGUAUUGUGUGGAAUGAAGAAGGACCGUAUCACCCUGCGUCUUUCCUCUCCGGUCCUUCACCCCAACUAAAAUCUGUCAUGGCCUCCAUCUACCCACCCCCCUUUGAGGGCACUGGAGAAGUGAAGGAGGGCUUCCUUUGCCCGCUUUGCCUGAAAGAUCUGCAAUCAUUUUACCAUCUCCAGGAGCACUAUGAAGAUGAGCACUCUGGGGAAGACCGCCAUGUUAAGGGACAGCUGAAAAGUUUGGUUCAGAAGGCUAUAAAGGCCAAAGACAAGCUUCUGAAGAGUGUUGGAGAGGAAAGACCUGAGACAGGCAGCUAUGAGUCCUUCUACUAUGGCGGAGUCGACCCAUACAUGUGGGAGCCUCAGGAACUGGGGGCAACAAGAAGCCAUUUGGACUUUUUCAAAAAACACCGCGCAGAAAGGAUAGACCACUAUGUCAUUGAAGUUAACAAACUAAUCAUCAGACUGGAAAAGCUGACAUCUUUUGACCGAACCAACUCAGAUGCUGCCAAAAUCAGAGCGAUAGAGAAGUCUGUAGUAGCAUGGGUGAAUGACUCAGAUGUCCCUUUUUGUCCGGACUGUGGGAACAAGUUCAACAUUCGGAACAGGCGGCACCACUGCCGUCUCUGCGGGUCCAUCAUGUGCAGGAAGUGCAUGGAAUUUGUCCCUUUGCCGUUGGCUUAUAAGCUAACCACUGGAACAAGGGAAGCCCUAUGUGCUCCUGGAAGCCCAGGCCAAUCCCAGCCUGCCCCAGCAGGGGGCAGCAGCACUGGAAUGGGCUCCAGGAGAGGCAGUAUAAGUAGCCUUAGCAGUGUCACCUCCAUGCUGGAGGAGAAGGAUGAUGAGAAAAUUCGCUGCUGCCGCCACUGCAUGGACACGCUGCUGAAGAGGCAGCAGAAGCUGGAGGAGAAAGAUCAUGUGCCUGACAUAGUCAAGCUUUACGAGAGGCUGAGGUUGUGCAUGGACAAGGUGGAUGAGAGGGCUCCAGAGUACACCCGAAUGGCUGAAUCUCUCAAUGCUGGAGAAACCACAUACAAUCUGGACACUGCUGGUGGACUGAGAUUGGAAGUACAGAAAUACUAUGAACUAAUUGAUGCACUAAGUAAGAGAAUUUUAACACUGGGAACAAAAGAGGAUCCACCACCCCACCCAAAGACCCUCCAGCUACAGAGGAUGAUCCGCUAUACAGCCACACUGUUUGUCCAGGAGAAGUUGUUAGGUCUGAUGUCUUUACCAACCAAGGAGAAGUAUGUGGAGCUAAAGGAAAAGAGAAAACUGGAACAGGAGAAGAAACUCCAACAGGAGAGACUGGCUACCCAGGAGUCUCUGAAGAGGAGGCAAGAGUCAGAGAAAAACCGUCUGAUCGCCAGCACCAAUGGAGAGCUCCCACAGGGCCCCAGAGCCCCACGCAUGACCAAGGCUGGUGGUUGGUUGCCCACCUCAGACUCUGUCCACACACGCAGUGAGAUAGAAGACCCAUUGCUCCAGCAGAUAGAAAACAUUCAGUCUUUCCUACGUCAAGCUCGCGAGGCCCGACGAACAGAUGAAGUAGCCAUGCUGGAGGAGAACUUGCGUCAGCUGCAAGAUGAAUAUGACCAGCAGCAGACCAGCCUGGCCAUUGCACUCUCCCAGAAGCUGGCCAAGGAGGAGAGCUUACAGCAGGAGGAGCUCCAUCGCCUGGAGGUGCGAGAGAGGGAGGAGAGGGAGCAAAUGCCUCUAGCUCAAGCCUCCAGUCAUCCCUCCUUCACUUGGGAGAGCUCUCUGGGCUUUCAGGAAGAGGAAAACAAGGAAGCAGAAGAACAGACUCAUAAAGCUGAAAGAAGCCCCCCAGCUUUGAGGGUUUCCCCUUCUCUGGCUGGCCAGGAAGAGUCGCCACCCAGAUUAAGGAGUUUAGGGGGUCAUGUCACACCCCCUGGUGGCGAUGGACAGAGCAGCAGCUCCCUUAACCCAUUUGAUGAAGAGGACUCUACUCCCAUUGAGGAUGAUCCGUCCAAUCCCUUUUUUGAGGAGAUACAAAAAGCGCAACAAAAGGUGACCAAUGGCAAGAAAGAGUACAACCCGUUUGAGGAGAAGAAGGGUGAGGUGGAGGGGCAGGCCGAGACCACACCUAGCAACCCUUUUGAAGAGGAGGAUGAAAAUGACGCGGGCAACCCUUUCGUGGAGACCUCUGGGAAUUCCCCAGGAGUCUCGACCAACCCUUUUGAUGUGGAGGAUGAUGAUGAAGAGGCUCUGCCAGACGUUGACAUGAUAGAGGAAGAACUGCUGCUGCAGCAGAUUGACAACAUUAGAGCCUACAUCUUUGAUGCCAAGCUUAGCGGCCGUCUUGAUGAGGUAGAGCUGCUGUCACAGAACCUGAGAGAGUUACAGCACACCCUGCAGGAACAGAAGAAAAAAAAACACUGACACCUUCCAUGUAGAAUGUCUGUAAUCACCUACUAUUUACAGGGUUAUCCAUCUGGUUCUAUCAAAAGGCUAUCUCACUUUGAAUGACUAAUGAGCCCAUUGAUUUUGGUUUGGGUGAAGUCAGCUGCAUCACAUAAGGUUAGCUCUAUAAUUAUAUAUGAACGUUAUCUCAAUAUUGACUAAUUUCCCUCAUUUGCAAGCAUUGCAGAACAUUGUCAUUAAAGCCAUGUUGGCAAUUGUUAAUUUUACUGAUGUUGUUAACCUUGUUAACCAUCAUCAGUGAAAGCUGGAACAAAGGAAUAAUGGCAGCUAAUCAGAAUUUCUGUUUUUCAUCCAUGUGGUUGGUCGAUAUCUAAUAUGAGAAUAGUCUAUGGCCCUGGUGAAAUAUGAGUAUAGCCAUGGCUGAGGGUAAGUGACUGGGAGUCAUGGGGCAACUAAAACAUGUUUCAAAAUUCAUGACCAGAUGUUUUCAUUCAUUGGCAGCACUUUCUGCAGCAAUAUGAGUUAAUUUGGGGCAGAGUUAAGAAACAUGUUGUUGCCUUUGUGCCUUGUCAGCAUUUGUUAACUUCUCUUUCCUCUGUCCAUGACGUGGUUUAGCCUUGUGAGUCAGAACAGUCUCCUGAGUCAUUCAUAUUGAUCUUUUAUGGAGGAAAGGAUUAAAAAGGCCCGCCCGUCCAAAAAGUGGACAGUCCAAUCAACUGAAGACUUAGGGAGCUGCAUAGUAUACAUGCACAGCAGAACUGAAAAUAAUUGCGGCCGUAGUGAAUUAUUGAAUUGGUUGUCGGGAGGCGUAUCACAGAAUGUGUCAUAUGACACAUUGACAGUAUGUGUCGUUUGUCUCUGCUGCUGCUGUUUAUAUUUCUGUCGCAUCAUGUCUCAGGCAAGUAGCCAAGCUGUGAUUGGACCAUCCACUUUUUGGAUGUGCCCGAGUUGAUGAAAUUGCUCUCAAAGAAAGGGAGGCCAGACCAUAUUCCCCAAGAAAGAUCGGAUUGAAUGACUUGUGAGAUUGGCCUGGUGUCAUGAGACCAGUUAUCAUAAACAAAAGAGCUAAAUCAUGCAUUGCAAUUUAGUAUUUGCCAUUAAAGCUGGACACACACCGGCAGAGCAUCAAGUCAAAUGACAUGCCAUGCGCCGUCUGUAGCACAAACAAGGAUUGCCAGCCGACACGCUUCACAUAUGAAAAGCACUGUUUUUAGCACUGCUCCAACACAUUUCCCCCAAAGAAAAAAUCUAUAGGAGCGUUGAUGCUGGAGAAUAGAGCUGUGUUCUGAGCAUGCACAUCAAGAACACACACAUUGACAUAAGGCUUGACUCUGCUAGUGUGAUUUUAAGUAGAAAUGAAUAGGAAGUGUCUUACUUGAUAAGCAUCAACCAGUGUCAGUAUGGUCUGAACUCAGGUCAGACAACAAUCCAACAAAUAAACGGAUUGGGAAAAAAAAAUACUAACAAAAAUUUUCAAUCUAGUAGGGUAUGUUUCAGGAAUAGGUAGCAUAUAACUGCUAGAGGGAUAUUGACCAUAAUAUUAACAAUGCUACCGAUUCUGUCUGCGCUUUUAGAGGUGCUGUUAAGGAGCCUUUGACUGUUGGUUUAAAUAGAUUUCUAUGGUAAAAGCACAAGGCACACUACAAAGGAUCAAGUCAUAAUGUCAUUUGAUUUAUUUAACCACGUUAAGAUCUUUGAAUUUAGCAGGA
Messenger RNA from Lampris incognitus (smalleye Pacific opah), 4224 nucleotides. Its product is annotated as rabenosyn-5. The transcript has 12 exons. The coding region runs from base 206 to 2533 and encodes 775 amino acids. The record is from RefSeq and is a predicted model, not a curated record. Gene Ontology annotation, molecular function: metal ion binding. NCBI's taxonomy places the organism in Eukaryota, Metazoa, Chordata, Actinopteri, Lampriformes, Lampridae.